Molecule: messenger RNA, 920 nt
Organism: Puccinia graminis f. sp. tritici CRL 75-36-700-3
Lineage: Eukaryota; Fungi; Basidiomycota; Pucciniomycetes; Pucciniales; Pucciniaceae
Exons: 2
Coding region: 85-705 (206 amino acids)
Source: RefSeq, a predicted model, not a curated record
GGCGUCUGACGCCCCACCGUCGCCCACAUCUCGCCAGGUCGAUCCCUUGCCAACACCGGGAUAACCUCUUGCGGGAUUCACCCGAUGGGUGUAUUCCCACACCUUCGAUGGCCUGACGACGCACCCAGACUGCUCCCUGGGUCAACCGCCGACACCUGCUACCAACCCGCAUUGCAACCCUUGCGUGUCCCAGGGCUAUUCUUCAAACCACCUCCCCUCCACACCUCGCUGCAUGUUUCUCUUCUCGACGAACCCGCAUCGUCCACCUCGCCACCUCCCCACCCAAGAAGACCCCGAGCUCAGACUUCGCACUACCGAUAUACCCAGUACAGGCCGCCGCUCAUUCGGGGCUGCCACCUCAAGGCAAAUAGCUCAGACGGGUCAGGGAUUCCGUCCGACAGAAGGUUGUCGUACCAAGGAGCCUCAACCGAGUGGCAUCAGCUCACACACCGCCGCCACCCCCAACAAUAUCGACGGGGGAGGAUCUACAAGCGACCGCCAGACUGUCUCCUCCCCUUCAACUGCGAUGCCCUACAACCAUCACCACCCACGCACGUCACUCAACCUCCCACCUCUACCUGUGAUGGUCUCACUCAUUUCUUCUCACCGCACCGGCAUCGUCGCCGCUAUCAGAACCGCACCCGUGCACCACCGGCUCACCAGCUUAGGCUUAACUCACAAGUUGGGCCCACCAAUGUAGAUUGACUUGUAGGCCAGUAGAGUGGGUUGUUCAAGGCCAGGUCCACUUUCUGAGUUCUCCAUUCCACCCUUUCUUAAUGUCUCCAUGUAUGUGCAUGGUGUCCCCAUUGUGUCCCCAACCAAAUUACCUCCAUCUCUCUCAAUGAUCACCCAGCAGAAAUUUGAACAAUGCCUCCCCAGUACCUCCCCCCCCCCCACAAUCAUCCUUGCCUCCAGGUGAA